This is a messenger RNA of Prorocentrum cordatum, 4362 nucleotides long. The record is from the annotation of a GenBank genome assembly. Lineage: Eukaryota; Dinophyceae; Prorocentrales; Prorocentraceae.
AUGGGAAAUCGCGGAUUUCCGCCGCCGAACGAGGCGGCCCCGGCCGGAUGUUGGGGAGGGCACCUCCCCCGGUCAAUGGAUUUGGCGACCGCGCGCCAGAUCCAUGGACCGCUAAUCCAUGUUUGCGCGCCCCCGAGUGGUGGCCCCCGCGCCGAAACCGGGCGAAAACGCUGUGUGCAAAACAGAAUGGGACGCCUGGAUCCCAGGCUGCCCUCGCGGCGAGAGGAGGUCUGGGCCCUCGCCCAGUACGGCUUCGCCGCUGAGCGCAACCCCUUCGGGAGCGUCCGGGUGCGGGUGCCCCUGCCGCCGAGCGCCGCCCCGGGCCUGGGGCACCCUGCCGCGCGGGCGCUCGAGGGGCUCGAGGCCGCCGGCUCGGUCCGCGUGCAGGAGGAGCCACGGCGCGAGGUCCUGCUGGAGCUCGAGUCCACGCCCGACGCCCAGGCGGCGCCGUCGCGCGCGUCGCUGGGGCUGCUGCGGCUGUGCGCCAGGCUGGCCGUGCUGGCCGGCCGCUCGGCGCGCGAGUGCCCGCAGCUGGAGGGGCUCCCGGUUCCCCCGCCGCGCGCCGGGGUGGCCGCGGUGGAGGCCGCCGUGGAGGCGCAAGUUGUUGGGAUGGCGGCAACCUGCAGGGCAGCAUGGGCCACUUGCCUGGUGGUGGCGCUCAUGCCCUCGACCCGCGCCUCCCUUCUCCGAGACACUGAGUCCGAGGGGAACAGAGCCGUGGACGCACUAGACGGCGCCGAUGUUAUCCAGGGGCGGGUCCCGAAGCUCCAGGUGAACCUCAAAGCCAGUGUCGGCGAGAAGACGGCAACCCCGACCGCGGCGUCGACACUGGCCGCGACGCCAGUAGCAGCCACCUUGGACAGCUACGGCUCAUCGACGCUCGCCUCGGACGGCAGGGUCGUCGAGGUGGCGGUGUGGUGCGCUGAACUGCGACCGGGGCUGCGCGUGGGGCUCUGGUACCCGCGGGGCACAGUGUGGCAUGAGCGCCUGCUGCUGUACCCCGCGGGGGGCACCUACUGGUGGGUGCCCGCGCCCUACGCGGAUCGCUACGUGGAGGACGUGACGGGCUCCGUCGGCGAUGGCUGCGACAGGGUUUUCGCCUGCACGCUGGACGGCACUGCCCGGCGCUGGCCCAUGGCACGUUCUACAGGGGCUGAGGAGGCGCCUGGGGGCACGGAUACUCCACCGGGCGACGCGGCGCCCUUGGCCGAUGCCCCCGACAUGGGUGCGGCCGCUGCCGCGCCGCUGGAGCCGCCCGUGGGUUGCGCCUGGGUGAUCAGUUCGCCGGGGCGUCUCCCGCUGGGCCAGGAGGUGGUCCUAGAGGCGAGCAGCGUGAGGCUGGACGAGCACCAUGCGAUGUUGCGGGACGCCGGCGCGUGGCAGAUCGCGGAGGCGGUCCGCGUCGGCUUGGUGGGCAGCUUCAGGGGCGGCCGCCCGCGCGAGCUGAUCAGGCUGGUGGAGGCCGACCUGAGCGCCAGGGGCCAUGCGGGCGCCGCGCCGGAGGGCGAGGCAGCCGCGUCGCGGGCCACUGUCGGGGCUCCCGACUUGGGGGAUGGCGAGAAGGACCUCAGGGAGAGGCUCGGAGUCCCUCCGCCUGAGGGCCCUCAGGAGCCUGACGCUGGUGAAGAUGCGCGAGCAUUGUGGGUCCAGCAUGACGAGCAUAGAGAACGCCACAAGCCGUGGAGGGAGGUCGCUCGCGAGGUCAAGCGCUACACGUUCAACUACUGGCCGCUGGAGGACGGCCUAUGCACGGCCGCAGCGUCUAUGACGAGCAGGCUCUACGUGAGGCUCGUGAAGUUGCUCUACUCGAAGGGCAUGUUGGUGUACCUGGACGAGCGCGAGCGCCAGGAGGAAGUGGGAGUGUCCUUCGUUGCGAAGAAGAGCAAUCAGCUGCGCCUCAUCAUAGAUGCCAGGAGGAGCAACCUCCAUUUUACCUCUCCACCUGGGGUCUCGCUGGCGAUUGCGGAGGGGCUGUCGCGCAUCGAGGUGGGCCAGACCGCCCCCGCGCCUGGCUCUUUCGAGGACCUGGGCUUCACCCUGGGGACCUCCGACAUCAGCGACGCCUUCGCCGCUUCAGGUCGGAUGACGGGCGCGACCCUGAGCGGUCGCCGAGUCGCGGCCGACCAGCGGCUGGUGCCAGCCUGCGCCGCGCUGCCAAUGGGCUUCACCUGGCCCCUCUUCUUCUGCCUGGAAGUCGGAGAGGCCACGAUGGGAUCGACCCCCGAGCUGGAGCACGCCCACCGCAUGAGCGACCGCGGGCCGACGACGGUGCUCCGGCCGCGCGCCCGUCUGGCCAGCGGUGGCGGCGCCCAGUGCACUCACGUGGACAACCUCGGCGCGAUGGGCUUCGGGCACGACGCCGUCGCCUCUAGCCUUGCUGCCGCCGCGAAGCGCUUCGAUGAGGCGGGCCUGAGCACGCGCGAGACGGAGAUCCAAGUGGGCCGCGGCGAGACGCUGGGCUGCGUGCUGGACGGCCGCCUGAUGGCCACCCGGCUCACCGCCAAGCGCUACUGGCGGGCGCGCCAGGGUUUGAGCUGGGCGCUGGGCUGCAGGGCGUUGCCUGGUUGGGCCUGGGAGAUCAUUCUAGGUCAUUGCACUUGCUGCGCCAUGUGCAACCGGGACCUCCUGGCGAUCUUCAACGCCACCUACAAGUUCACCAGGGCCCUCAGGGACCUGAUGCCACUGCUGCGGGGCGACUGGGCGCUGCCUUGGCGCCCGCUGGUCUGCCUCUCCGAUGCGUCGGAGCACGGCUGCGCGGUGAGCGCCUCGUUUUUUGAGCUGGAGGCGGUCAAGGAGAUCGGGCGCGCGCAGGAGCACUCUCGGUUCCGCCGCCUCGGCGGCCACUCCGCCAGGGCGCAUUUUUUCGAGGCGAAUGGCAUCGCGAUGACCGGCGAGGGCUUGUUGAAGUCCGCCUCCGAGUUGGAUGAGCACGACGAUGCAGCCCCGCAGAUGGAGCGGAGCGUCGACAGAACUUUCAAAGAGAUGGACGCGGUGAUCUUCUCAGGUUACCGAUGGACAGAGAUUGUCGCCCGCGGGUGGCACAGCGCGACAGAGGACAUUUUGGUCCGCGAGUCGAGGGCCCUGCUCCGCGCCGCGGAGUUCCAGUGCAGCCUGUCCCCGCGGGGCGGGGGGCACAUCGUGAACUUUUGGGAGCGCUCGCAGGACGACCAUAGCAGCGCAGUGAACCGUAGACUACCCGAGCAUAAAGAGCGAGCUGAUGAUGCAGGUUGUAACACAGUCAACUACCGGAAGCAACUGUUAGAGGAGCAGAGCAAGUCUGACCAUAAGUACGAGCACCUGGGCAAGCGCGUAAGCAAGCAGACGCAAAUGCAGGAGGACGUUAACACAGGCAACUCUACAGGCGCCCAGGGCGCGCCCCCGAUGAAUGGCGAGCGCGGCCGCCGCCUGCUGGCGCCGCCCUCGGAAGGAGGCAGCGUGCCCGCUGCAGCCGGGCCCGAGCGGCUCGUGGAGCGCUCGCGGGUGCUGUCGCCGACGCCUGGAAGCUUCCCAGCCGAGCCGCGCGCGCUGGCCCGCCGCGGGCGGACGCUGCCAGCGCCCAGCGACGGCGCGGGGCAGAGUCUGAUGCACCGCCUCACCGCCUACGCCACCUUCCCCAACCACGAGUGCCGCGUGUUCCCGAUCGCCCAGGCGGGCGGAGCGGAGGACAGGAGGGUGCUGGACCUCAUCGGGUUUCUGGCCUGCUGGUCCAAGGUGAGGCUGGCAGCAACCUCUGACCCGCGGCGCAUGGCGGCGCGGAGCUGCGUUUUUUUCGAGUGCGCCGAGUUCCAGGUUGACGAGCAGGACCCGAACCAGCGCGCGGACUGGAAGCUGCCGCCGAAGCGGCGGCGAGCGCGCGACGCGCUAGGGCAGGGGGAGGGCGCCGAGGCCUUCCCGGUGGCGCCUCUGCCGCAGCGGCGGGUGCGGCGCCGCGUGUCCGAGCGCUGGAGCCGAGGUGGCGACGGGGAGGGCCCCCUGAGCGAGGCGGAGCUCUGGGACCCCGACGAGGGCGCCUGGCGGCCGCUGCCGCCCAUGAGCUCGGCCCGCGACGGCUGCGCCGCCGCGGCGCUGGGCGGCCGCCUGCUCGUGGCGGCGGGCUGGGACGGGCGGCGGGAGCUCGCCUCCGCGGAGUUCUACGACCCGGAGCUGGGCGCCUGGGAGCCCGGCCCGGCGCUCCGGCGGGCCAGGAGAGGCUGCGCCGCGGCGGUGGUCGACGGCCGCGCCUACGUGCUCGGCGGCGUGGCGAAAGGCGAGCUGAUCUCCGAAGUGGAGGUGCUCGACCCGGGGUCCGGCCGCUGGGAGGUCUGCGCCGUCAUGCCCACUGCGAGGGCGGGCUGCGCGGCCGCCGUCGUGGCGCUGGGCUGA